UGAGAGAAGUGAUCGAGGUGGAGGCAGUCAGCCUGCGAAGGGAAAACAAGCGAGGACAGGUCGGGCACUACAUGCCCAGCCCGUGUUUUAAAAGAAAGAAAAAUUAGUUAAAGUGGAGGAUAUGUGGAUGUGAGUGGGGUUUUCGUCACUUUCACGCGGGCUCAGUUACUUAUUGUUUGGCUCUCGGGCUGUGGCGUGUUGAGCGUGUCGCUGUUUGCCCAUUGUCACUGGAGUGAACACUAAGGAGGACUCCAUGAAAGAUGACAGAGGAGGUGAUUGUUGUAGCCAAGUGGGACUACAUAGCCCAGCAGGACCAGGAACUUGACAUCCGUAAAAACGAGCGCCUCUACCUCCUCGACGACUCGAAAACGUGGUGGCGCGUCCGCAACACCGCCAACCAGACGGGUUACGUGCCGUCGAACUACGUGGAGCGCAAGAACAGCCUGAAGAAAGGCUCUCUGGUGAAGAACAUCAAAGACACCCUGGGUUUGGGAAAGGGUAAGAGGAAGGCGAGUGCGCGUGAUACCUCCCCUACGCCGAGCUCAGACACAGAGUAUCCUUCCAAUGGCAGCGGGGGCGGAGGUGUGGUCGGCGCCGCAGAGAGGAUCUAUGACCUCAACAUCCCUGCUGUGGUCAAGUUUGCGUACACACAAGAGCGAGAUGACGAGCUAACGCUGCUCAAAGGCUCCAGGGUGGUCGUCAUGGAGAAGUGCAGCGACGGCUGGUGGCGUGGCAGUCAGGGCGGCCGCGUCGGCUGGUUCCCCUCCAAUUACGUCCAGGAGGAGCUCAUGGGGGUGGACGACAGAGAGGGGGAUUCCCCGCGGGGUUACAUCGGCGGACCUCAGGGAACUCUGCUGGCCAAUGGCCGUGCCGGCGGCCGGGGCGUCGUCCUCCACCUGGUCCAAACGCUCUACCCCUUCAGCUCGACAACCGAGGAGGAGCUGAACUUUGAAAAAGGAGAAAUCAUGGACGUGAUAGAGAAGCCGGAGAACGACCCAGAGUGGUGGAGGUGUAAGAACUCUCGUGGCAUCGUGGGCCUGGUGCCUAAAAACUAUGUGGUGGUGCUGGACGAGCAACCCGGCCCACCCUCCACCACGUCGGGCUCCCCUCAGAGCCGCUAUGCGGGACCGGCUCGCUCGGGGAGGUUUGCCGGCAGGGACUGGUACUACGGCAACAUCACCAGACAUGAGGCUGAGUGCAUACUCAACGAACGGGGAGAGGAGGGCGACUUCCUCAUACGAGACAGCGAGUCAUCGCCCAGUGAUUUCUCCGUGUCCCUGAAGGCGGUGGAGAAAAACAAGCACUUUAAAGUGCAGCUGUCAGACGGGAUGUACUGCAUCGGCCAGCGCAGGUUCAACUCCAUGGAGGAACUAGUGGAGCAUUACAAGAAGGCCCCCAUCUACACAAGCGAUCACGGAGAGAAGCUGUACCUGGUGAAGGCGCUGCUGUGAUCUACACACCUACACUGGAUCUCUCUCUCACACACACACACACACACACAUGAUCCCUAACUGUCUUAACCCAAGCCUUAGCUCUGGACCCCUCCUGCUGUGGCGUCUGUACCACAUCCAGAUUCUCAGAUCUCCUGGAUUUGUUUUUUUCAAGUGAAAACUAGACAAACUUGUUUUCUUGUUUGUUUUUUCUAGCUCUUUACUGUUUUUUGCAGACGACCCUCAGACAGCCAUCACCGAGCCACACGGAGAACACAGUGUGUACCGAGCCUCUGUUCUCUUGGAUGUGCUAACAUGCAGUGACCACAUUUGCUGCUAACAGAACGCCUGAGGCCUUGUCGGGGGGUUGAGCUCUCCCUCUGAUGUCAUACGUAACGUCUUCUUACUAGCACGCACAUUGUAAGUUCCACCAUUGCUCUUAACUCAUCCAGGAGAGAAUCGACGUUCUCACCGGUUCAAAGAGGGACUCAGACCUCAGUGGGGCCUAACUCUGUCAUGUCUAAUCGCAGCCCAUGUUUCAUUUAUUCUACCAAGACCCACUUGUUAGUUAACUCACUUUAUUAUAUUUUUUUUAAAGCUUAUUUACAUUUGUUCAAGUUUUGUAGUUACUUUUUCACAAAGUGACCGGAAUCAUUUUUGCCUUUUUUUUUUCUUUCUAAUUUUCACCAUUCCUCCACCCGCUCGUUUUUGUUUUUUGUUUUUUUAGUGCCACCUUUUUCUGUUUCUACCGAACAGUUAAUUGCUAGUGAUACUUUAAAUCUGGACAUCAACAAUCACUGUAGUAUUUCUACCAGGCGGUGCAAUAGAAGAGACCUCAGAGUUCCUGUAGAGUUUGAAUGUUGAUCCAUGUAACCAAACGUGCCACCCUGUACCCGUUUACUACUGGCUCCAGGUCUGCACUGCACUCUCAGAUUAACCCACAGCUCAGUGCUCAUGCUUUAUAUUAUGUCGAGUUGAACAUGUUGCCGUUCUGUUCUCCAGUACGUGUCUGUAGCUACAUGAGGAAGAACAACAAUAAAAUCUUUUUUGUUUGUUUGUUUUGGGAAUGCUUCCUGAGUAACUACACUGUUUCUGUGAUGGCGAUGCUGUUUGGGGAAAAAGAAAGAAAGUACCUCUUCUGAUAGUAUCUUUGUGAUUACAAAUAACUUUGCAGGAAAUAUAUAUUAAAGACUAAUCAGUAAUUAAAUGAAACCCCGAUUUGAACAGAAGUCUAUUUAGGGAUAGGUAUUUUAGAGCUCUAUCUUUAUAAAUCAAAAUAAUUUGAUAUAUUAUCACCCUUGGUUAGCGGCUACUUCAGCUCUGUUUAGGCCUGAAUAUUUAAAACUAGUUAUUUAAUAUUAAAGUCGCAAACACCUGAUUGUAAAAUUAGUGUCGAUUUGCUGUAUUUAGACAUUCUGGAUGCUCCUUAUUUAUUGGCAUCACUGCUUAAGAUGUGCAAAAAGGAAAAUAAAUCAUUUUUUAAAGGUGAGGGUUUAUUUUUUUACCUUAUUUACUAUCCCACUCUACAGAGAGUGGGAUAGUUAUAGAACUGUGUUUUGUCACAGUUCUUUAGUGAUUUUUUAUUUUUAAUCACUUCUCUCAGUCUUGCUAUGGUCACAUUUAGGUGAGUGGCUUUGUUUUUUGUUGCAUCCUUUUAUGACUUAUCUGAUCAACACACAUCUACUUUAACAAAAUUACAUGUUUUCUUGUCUUUCCUAUUUUGAAGUAAGAGAAAUAGUCAUUAUCCCCACUGGAAACAUGAAAUCUUCACUUGGUCAUUAAAAGCUUAUUGACUCUGAGAUCAAGAGAGGAAAACUUAACUACACUUUAAAAUUUAUAUUUAUUUCAUAAGAAAUGUUGGAGCUGAUUUUUGGCACAGGUGAUGUUCUGCAAAAAAUUAGUUUUACUGAGGGAUUUUUUAAAUUUCUUUAUCCACAGAAUAAGAAGAAGUUCAAAUGUUUUCUUGUCUUUCUCAUUUAGAAGAGUGGCUAAGAAAAUUAGGCCUCGGUAUCAUAAUUUGACCAAUGGAAAAUGUUUCUGGAUGCAUGGAUUAACAAGAAAAAACACAUUAAAAAGGUCUAAUAAUUUUUUUAGUAGGAUUUGCUGUGAUAAGAUUAAUAUUUUAUUUUACACAUCUUUAACAGAGGGCCCAAUAACUGUAUUAUACAGGCAUAGCAUAGUAGCAGAUUAAAACCCUUGAUUAGCUUGUAUUCAGUUGAAAUAAAUCACCCUUCAUUGUAAAGAAGCCAAAUACACCACCAUCUGAUUUGCAUCCAGAAAUCUAGCAACACCAAACAUCCACUCGUUUCUGUGUUUGUUUACCAAUGGAAGUGUUGAUCACGGGGUCCUCAGCUUUUAUAUGAUAUAUCUGAAUGUUAUUGAGCACUGUUAUUUAAUUCUUGUCUCCACUGUAUGUAUAUAUUCAAAUAAGAAGAGGUGCAUAUAUGAAUCAUUAAGAUCCAACCUACGGUACUGUAUCACUGACAACGUGAUGAGAAUUGAGAUACUUUUGUUCAAUAAAAUUUUUUGACAAACA
Molecule: messenger RNA, 3966 nt
Organism: Xiphophorus maculatus (southern platyfish)
Lineage: Eukaryota; Metazoa; Chordata; Actinopteri; Cyprinodontiformes; Poeciliidae
Gene: nck2a
Product: NCK adaptor protein 2
Exons: 4
Coding region: 261-1451 (396 amino acids)
Biological process (GO): positive regulation of endoplasmic reticulum stress-induced intrinsic apoptotic signaling pathway; negative regulation of endoplasmic reticulum stress-induced eIF2 alpha phosphorylation; negative regulation of PERK-mediated unfolded protein response
Molecular function (GO): protein binding
Source: RefSeq, a predicted model, not a curated record